AUGCGGCAAGUCGGCUUGGAUGGUGGAUUUGUAGAACUCUUUAUUGAGCUAACAUACGGCGAAGCCGCUUUCUACAGGAAGGAUACUUAUCUGUUCGUUAAUCCCUCAUCAUAUUUCAAUAAUUUAACACCGAAAUUCUACGUUGCCCUUACGGGUACAUCUAGUCUUGUUUCUGGAAUUAUAUUGAUAUUCGAAUGGUGGUACUUCAAAAAUAAUGCGGUAGACUCUGUAAGCGAGGAUGGGAGCGACAACGAGGAUGCGCUGGAAAAUCAGAAGGCAAUACCAGAGUGCAAAGUCUGGCGAAAUCCAAUGGCUUUAUUUCGCGGUGCUGAGUAUAACCGGUCGCAAGAUCACCAGAGCUUCUUCACUUGUGAUGAGGACGUCGGAAGGCCGGAUUAUGACAUCAUGCAAGUCGCCUGGCGUGAACGAGAUAGUGCAUCGAGGAUAAAUGCUGCUCGAGAAGCUUUGCACAUAAAUCCGACUUGUGCGCCAGCUCUUAUCUUGUUAGCAGAAGAACAGUGCGAGACGAUAACUGAAGCAGAAGUGAUGCUGAGACGCGCACUGAAAGCUGUCGACAGCAGUCUCGGUCAGUCGCAGUCCGGACAGAUAGUUCCCCAUGAACGCUCUGGUGAUAUGUACCGUCAAGGGCGACGACGAGAUUUCCAUAUGCAAAUAUACAUUCGACGUCGACUCGCAAUGUGUGCAAGAAAGCAGGGCCGAGUACGGGAGGCAAUCAAAACGUUUAAAGACAUCAUUAGGGACGGCUCUAUGAGUAACAUAUUGGGCGUUCAAGAAAAUCUCAUCGAAGCUUGCCUGGAAAUGCAAGCGUACGCUGAUGUACAGGCCCUUCUUGUUCGAUAUGAUGGAUUUGAUUUACGAGAGCCGAGGUCUGCAGUACUGAGCUAUACAUCUGCACUUCUGAAAGCACGGGCUGUAGCUGACAAAUUCGUAGCCGACAUUUCUACGAGGCGAGGUCUAUCGUCAGCAGAAGCGACAGCAAUUGAAGCAAUAACCCGAGCAAUAGAGUUCAAUCCUCAUGUGCCUCUUUACCUGCUUGAGUUGCGCCCUAUGAUUCUCCCUCCGGAACAUUACUUGAAAAGGGGAGAUUCGGAAGGCUAUUGCUUAUGCGUUCUUUCACAUACAACACUUGGAAGCGUAUUGAUGGUGCUCUGCAACUUUUACAGUACACCUGGAAAGGAGCUUGAGUCCGCUGACAGAGAGCUUCUUCCUGCGUGGCAUGAAGUUUCGGUGUUUCCGAAAAAAGAGAGUCCAGUCUGGGCAUUGCUACAAACACUUUCAUGUCUGGCUGUCUGCACCAUUGCUCUUCUAGUUCACCAUUAUCCGACAAGUACUUUCGAAGCGAUCCACUUUGCAUUUUCCGCAAGUGUGUUAGGAGUGCAGCGGCUAAUUGCACACUUUCAUCACUGGAUUCCUGAAAAUGUGAUUGGUUUACUCGCUUCAAAACCAGCUCAAAUUGUUAUAGAAAACAUAAGUGCUUAUGUCGUAAUGUCGGUGCUGUCACCACCGGAUGUGCGAAAGCUUGUUGAAGCACUCCUCAGCGAUCUGCGACAACUUUCCACGGAAGCAAAAAAGAAGCAUAAUCAUGUAAAGGAGGCAGCAGAGUCGGGCGUUGUUCGAGUCCGAAAUAUCAGCACCGCGUCAGCCGAGGCAACGCUUCUCACCAAUUUGCGAGCGGCUAGCAAUGAAUUGCUUCAUCCGCUCAUUCUCGCCUGUGCUACUCGACAAACUCGACUUGUUCAAAUCGCCUUGCAAAGCAUACAACGACUAGUUCAACAUCGUAUUCUGGAGGCGAGCUGUGCAAAUGUAGUAGUCAGCGAAUUAUGGGGUCUAGUUGAAGUGGAGUGUGAAGAGCUUCGAGUUCUGCAAACCGUGCCACCAUUGGUGUCGGCUGAUCUUCUUGUUACUGGGAACACUCUUGCAAAGUGUAUUGUUAUGUGUUUUCGUAUGCACUUUGCUAAGGAUCCCGUAGUUAUCAAUGCUGCUUCAGCGGCUGUACGACAAUUAGUGGGAUGUGUGUUCGAGCGUGUCAUACAGGAGGAUGGAGUUUUCAGCACAGAGCUAACUGUAGUACCGUCUUCUGGAGGACGUCCAUCACCGAGAUCUGCACCUCCGACACUACGACCAUGUGCUGCCGACGCCUACUUGUUGUUCAAGGAUCUCUGCUUGCUGAUUAACGCGAAACCAAGUGUAUGGCUAGUAGGGAUUCAUGAAAUGACAAGGACUCUUGGGCUAGAACUUAUCGAGAAUAUUUUGAAAAGUUAUCCUGGCGUGUUCUUUAGGCAUCCUGAGUUCUGCGAUCUGUUGAAGUCCGAAGUAUGUCCACUCGUGAUCAAGCUAUUCUCCCCAAGCUUGAAGUCGGCGCACGUAUCAUCUCAGCAUCCAUCGUCACGUUCAUCUACUGGUGCUGGCUCACCGCCAGAUCGACCAUACUUCCCCAUUGCUAUGCGGCUAGUUCGAAUAAUUCUAUGCCUGAUCUCACUCUAUCAUCAGUUACUAACGUUGAUCGUAGGGGAUGGCAAAGGGCACUUUCACCUGGAAGCACUUCAUCGGGUUGUAGUGAGACCGGAUAUAGUCAGGUGGCUGUGUGAAAAUUUCGAUGCAAAGUCAAAUUCCAUCAAAGUAUUGGAACAUCUGUCCAAUAGUAUUUUCUGUGUUAUUCAGCAAAGCUUCAUGCCUUCGAAAAUGAGUGCUAUAGAGGCUGAUAUGGAUCCCGACUUAAUCCAGCCAAGAGGAUCGUCCGGUUUCUUUUUCUCGAACGUGUGGCAUCCAUAUGUUGAGCAUUUAUCGGCCAAGAAAUCCAUUUUAUUGGAUAGCCUUGAAAGGCACGAGGCUGGAACAUUGCCAGAAGGCUAUGUAGUGUCACGAGCAAACUGCGCGUUGGUUGAUUUUGUUCAAGCUGUCUACGCAGCCGUGGAUGCGCUUAGUUUGCAAGAAAAUGGAGAUAAAAAUAACAAUGAACAUGUUGCCGAAUCAAUUUUCACCAGUUGUCAACCCAAUCUGCUGGCCGCGUUGAGCCUUUUGUUAUCAGCGAGCACUGACGAAACGGUGACGGAUCAGCUUUUGUGUGCACUUUCGACGCUAAUGUCAGUUGGAUGCAAAUUGAAAGCAAUUCCUGCCAGUUUGAAUUGUUUAUACGUUCUAUGCUGUACUUGCUUACCAACAGUGACGUAUUUGCGUUCGUAUGCAGGAGCAGAGACGCCCAUGAACGAGCAGCAACUGGAAAACUUGGUGUUCGAUUCGUCGUCAGCUUUACACGAAGUGGUUGUUUCUGGCACACCUUGCCCGUCUUCCGUCGUAGUGCCAGACAAAUGGAAUGAUCAAGUUAUGUUGACAUCGCGUAAUUUGCAAGCGUGUUCCAUUCUCCUCAGCUCUAUGUGUGCACACGCAGUGUAUUUGGAUGAACUCUGGCAUUUGAGCCUUUUGACGUGUCAACAUAUUGCGUGGCUCCUGGGAAUCCGGCCGUCUUCUACGGGUAUUUUCGCUCGGGAGAAAGCGGAAGUCGAACAGCAAAGUAUGAUCUCUUAUUAU
Cooperia oncophora is the source of this 3549-nucleotide messenger RNA. The record is from the annotation of a GenBank genome assembly. NCBI's taxonomy places the organism in Eukaryota, Metazoa, Nematoda, Chromadorea, Rhabditida, Trichostrongylidae.